AUGGAGGGAUUGCUCAGCGAUCUGUACACAACAACUCUCUAUGGAUUUUGGGGCAAUCACAUCGGACGGCAAGUGCCCCCGAUUUUCUUUGAGAAAGGGGUCAGGGUGGAUAGCAAGACCUACUUAAAAGGCGUGUUGGAGAAGGAGUUACUCCCUCCUGGCAAAAACUCUUUCGGCAAUAGAACAUGGACUUAUCAGCAGGACCCAACUCCAGCACACAAGUCCGAAGUGGUACAGGACUGGUGCGGAACGCACUUCCCAGACGACGAUUGGCCCCCAAACAGUCCAGUCCCAAAUCCAUUGGACCAUUCCGUGCGGUCGGUUCUUGAGACGAAAGCCUGCUCUACUAAGCAUAGAAGUUUGGAUGCUCCACGUGCAACCCCCGUUGAAGCAUGGGAGGAUUGGAGCGAAGGCUACCUCCGUGCCGCCGUCGACGCAUCUCCUAGGAGAAUUUCAGCCUGUAUUCGCGCAAAAGGAGGCCAUUUCCAGAUCUAG
This is a messenger RNA of Haemonchus placei, 495 nucleotides long. The record is from the annotation of a GenBank genome assembly. Lineage: Eukaryota; Metazoa; Nematoda; Chromadorea; Rhabditida; Trichostrongylidae.